This is a messenger RNA of Triticum dicoccoides, 933 nucleotides long. RefSeq lists its product as uncharacterized. The coding region runs from base 66 to 764 and encodes 232 amino acids. Gene Ontology annotation, molecular function: chromatin DNA binding; transcription coactivator activity. Lineage: Eukaryota; Viridiplantae; Streptophyta; Magnoliopsida; Poales; Poaceae. The transcript has 7 exons. The record is from RefSeq and is a predicted model, not a curated record. Gene Ontology annotation, biological process: regulation of DNA-templated transcription.
UCCACCUCCAUCCCCUCGAGACCUCACCAGUCGGUAUAGAGUAUACUACACACGAAUCACCGGCCAUGGACGCCAACUGGGCCGUGGGCGUUGGCGUUGACCUGAACGCCCCGCCGCCCACCGGAGACGACGACUGGCGCGCCCAGUUCCAGCCCGAGGCGCGCAGCAGGGUCGUCAACAAGAUAAUGGAAUGUCUGAAGAAGCAUCUGCCGGUAUCAGUGCCAGAGGGACUGAACGAACUUCAAAUCAUCGCUGUGCGCUUCGAAGACAAGAUUUAUACUGCAGCGACCAGUCAGUCUGAUUAUUUGCGGAAGAUCUCUCUGAAAAUGCUAUCUAUGGAGACGAAGGCACAACAGGCUCCUGGAAAUGCUCAAGUGAUUCCAAAUCAAAUGAACCUCGGUCAAGCAUCAUGUUUAAGAAUGCCCGACGGAACCCCCUGGCGGCCCACCCAGGGGCCAGACCCCGCUGCAGUCGCUGCUGCCGACGCCGCUGUCACUGCUGCCGCCGGCGUUGACCCGAACGCCCCGGCCCCCACCGGAGGCGAUUGGCGCCCCCAACUUCAGCCUGAGGCGCGCAGCAGGAUCGUCAAUAAGAUAGUGGAAUGCCUGAAGAAGCAUCUGCCAGUAUCAGUGCCAGAGGGACUGAAUGAACUUCAAAAAAUCGCUGUGCGAAGCGAAGAGAAGAUCUAUACUGCAGCGACCAGCCAGUCUGAUUAUUUGCGGAAGAUUUCUCUGAAAAUACUAUCUAUGGAGAAGAACACGUAACAGGCUCCAGAAAAUGCUCAACAAAUCAAAACAACCCCGGUCAAGAUGCAUAAGCUGACGAUUAUCGUGAUACGGAGUUCUCUAGCGGGUAUAAUGACUAGGUGUAUUCUCAAUUGGCUGUUCGUGUGGGGAUGGCGUCUCCCCAUGUUCGAGUGUGAUGUAUGUUUUC